AUGAAUACUCGUGAAGAGUUACGCUUCGAGAAAAUAUUUAAAACCAUGCUAAAAGCACUGUGGUUAAACAAAUCUCAUCCGAAUAUACCACGAGACAUGAAAUGGUUUUUUCAUUUUUUUAUUACGUAUGGAACAUUCGCGCUUGGUAUGAGUUUCGCUGCUUAUAGUACAUUUUUUCACGAUAUGAAGGAUAGAAACAUUAGUCAGGCCUGUUAUCACGGAGUUUUAAUUGUUAUUUUUACUGUCGUCUCCUUAUAUCAAUUUGUCAUGGGGUGGCAUCGAUUUCGCUUUCAAGAUUUAAUAAGUCAAAUUAAAGAAGACUACGAUCAGGCCAAACAAUGUGCUAUUGAAGACUACAAUGUAGUAUUAGCUUAUGCUAAAAGGGGUAAAAUGAUUCUGAACAUUUGGAUUGCUUUGCUGAUCUUUUGUGUUACUAUACAUCAGUUAAGCGCGAUUUUGCCAAUGGUUCACAUUGCAAUAACGACGGGAAAGUUUCAAUGUGUUCAUCUGUAUAAUUUAACCUAUCCUGGAGAUUUGGAGCAUUGGAAACAUAAAACAUCGGUGUGUUUAACACUGUUUUCACUAUUUACUUAUGUAUAUAUAUAUGCAGUUAUAAUGUAUAUAGCUGUUGCGGCGUUCGGACCAAUUUUAAUGUUGCACGGAUGUGGUCAACUCGAGCUAGUGAGACGAAGAAUUGCGAAUACAUAUUCUAAACGAAACAAGGGUUUUGAGGUGAAAAAUCUCAAAUUGGCUGCUAAACAUCUCUUCGUGACAUAUAAUUUUUUGAAAAAAACAAAUGAGAGCUUGCAAAUGUUUCACGAAAUCAUUUUUAAGGCUGUGAUCGUUAUUUUGCCGUUUCUCUUUUAUCAACUUAAGGAGGGUAAUACAAAUCGGGAAAUGAACAUUGAAAUGAUAGGAUUCGUAUUAGGAGCCGCAUUAUUAUGCGGCCUUCCUUGUUACUUCGGCGAUCUGCUUUUGGAAAAGACCAAUGAUAUAAAAAUGGCUCUAUAUUCAUGUGGUUGGGAGCAUCACAUAGAGAAAGAACCACGAACAUUAAUCUUAUUACUCAUGAUCCGCGUAAGCCGGCCAGUUGGCCUUAGCACUUUGUUUCUCGAUAUCUGCCUUGAACAAUUGACUGACAUUAUUCGACAAGCUUAUGCUCUAUUUAAUCUUUUUAUUGCUGUCUUGGACUAGACCCGU
This is a messenger RNA of Pieris rapae (cabbage white), 1200 nucleotides long. RefSeq lists its product as uncharacterized. Gene Ontology annotation, molecular function: odorant binding; olfactory receptor activity. The record is from RefSeq and is a predicted model, not a curated record. The transcript has 5 exons. Lineage: Eukaryota; Metazoa; Arthropoda; Insecta; Lepidoptera; Pieridae. Gene Ontology annotation, cellular component: plasma membrane. Bases 1 to 1194 code for a protein of 397 amino acids. Gene Ontology annotation, biological process: detection of chemical stimulus involved in sensory perception of smell; sensory perception of smell.